AUUUUCCAUGACGUCACUUCCGGUCGCAUCGCGGAUUGCGGAAGCGAGUUUGUACAAAACAAGCUAGCGAUGACAACGUAGAAAAUCUCAAACGGUUUACCGUACAAAUCUACAGCCCAGGGUUUCGGGGGCCUUCUCUGCCGUCUUCUGAUGGUAGUGAUGUUGGAAGGCAGCUGCAAUGGGGCGGCUGAAACUCUUCGAGAUCGCCCUGGACGGGGAUAAGGCCGUGUACGAACCGACCGAAGUUGUGAGCGGCCAUGUUGUUUUGGAACUGCGGGGAGAGAUGCGACUACGCUCGCUGAAGGUGGACAUACGAGGGCUCGCCAAGGUGCACUGGACGGAGUCUCGCGGUAUGGGGACUGAGACGGGCUCAUACACCCAACACUUUACCGACGAACUGGAGUACUUCCACAUGGAAGAAACGCUACUGGGAAAUGGAACAGACUCCGAGUCAGAGGCAGAGGAUGACCAGCCACUGCUGACUGCAGGAAGACAUCAGUUCUCCUUCAGCUUCCAGCUCCCAGAUGAGCGACUCCCAACAUCCUUCGAGGGCAAACACGGAAACGUCCGGUACUGGCUGAAGGCAGAGAUUGACCGACCCUGGACGUUACCCUCCAAAGUGAAACGCGACUUCACAAUCAUUGAUCACAUCGACAUAAAUGACACAUACCACCUGACUCCCACAGGGGGAAGCAGGGAGAAGACAUUGUGUUGCUGGCUGUGUACAUCCGGACCUGUCAGUCUGAGUGCAAGAACAGACAGGCGAGGGUACUGUCCAGGUGAAUCUAUUGCAAUAUCAGCAGAAUUCGAGAACCACUCCUCGCGGCGGAUGAUACCCAAGGCAGCCCUGUACCAGACGCAGUGUUACAGAGCGGGCGGGAAGACACGGACAGUACGAGAGAACGUGGCACACAUGAAGGGGGAGGCCCUGUCAGCUGGGGACACAGUACAGUGGGAGAACAGACUACUGCCUGUGCCUGCCCUCACACCUUCUAUUAUCAGCUGUAGUAUCAUCACUGUAGAAUACUCUCUCAUGGUGUUCCUGGAUAUUCCAGGUGGUAUGAACCUGAUCUUGCACCUGCCCAUCGUCAUAGGAACGGUACCCCUGAGCAGACAACCUUACCCUAUCCACAUGUUCCCCAUGGCUGGCAUCUCAACUCCGUUUGCUGAUGCCCCUCCUAGUUAUGAUGAGUGUAUGGCUGGGCUGCCCUCUCCUGACAUCCCUGUGGAAGCUGCAUCCUAA
Molecule: messenger RNA, 1243 nt
Organism: Branchiostoma floridae (Florida lancelet)
Lineage: Eukaryota; Metazoa; Chordata; Leptocardii; Amphioxiformes; Branchiostomatidae
Product: arrestin domain-containing protein 3-like
Exons: 8
Coding region: 179-1243 (354 amino acids)
Biological process (GO): protein transport
Cellular component (GO): cytoplasm
Source: RefSeq, a predicted model, not a curated record